Molecule: messenger RNA, 2933 nt
Organism: Oryzias melastigma (Indian medaka)
Lineage: Eukaryota; Metazoa; Chordata; Actinopteri; Beloniformes; Adrianichthyidae
Product: platelet-derived growth factor receptor beta
Biological process (GO): protein phosphorylation; cell surface receptor protein tyrosine kinase signaling pathway; multicellular organism development
Cellular component (GO): signaling receptor complex
Molecular function (GO): ATP binding; platelet-derived growth factor beta-receptor activity; platelet-derived growth factor binding
Source: RefSeq, a predicted model, not a curated record
AGAAAUACAAAAACAAAAUGAUUUCUGAUAAAAUUUGUUCUCUUUCAUCAUAAAAAUGUCACACAGACAUGUUAAAACUCUAAAAACAGGAUUUUCAUCAAAGGAGGACUUUAAACAGCUCUUUAAAAAGGCAUUUGAACUCAUGCUCCCAGUCUGGUUCUUCAUUUAGGACCUCUCUACAAUGGGAGACCUCACCAGGGGCAUUUGCCCUGAAGAACAUUGCUCCUAGGAUCACACAAGUUCUCAAAUCACACACUAAAAUAAGGUAGAGGGGCAAAUUGUUGAUUUCCUUUAUAAUCUAUCAUAUAUAUCUAUCAUUUUGCUGCAGUCACUAACCUAAUUGUUGGUCUCAUAACAGAUGUUUUAAAAGGUUUUAUUUUGUCCGAGUCUGGCUCUGCUGGAGGUUUUCUUCAUAAUUAUUAUGUGGAGAAAAUAAUCUGAUUUUGUUGGAAGAGUCCAAACUGAAUUGAAUUAUAAUUAUUUUAAACACAUUGUAUUGCAGGAAUCGUGAUUUGGUUUUUCUUCACUAUGCAGUGUCUACAGCAGGGGUCUGCAACCUUCAAGUCUGAAAGAGCCAUUUUGGGUUGAUUUCUCAGUGACUACAACCCAGUAGAAGUCUUCAAUCACCCCUCAAAAAAACAAGACACUGAUUCGUAUUAAUGCUAUCGUUACUAUUAUAAUAGAAACACAAACAUUGCAUGAGUAUAAAACACAAACAUUAAAAGAAAAUAGCCUUUAUUUUUUACAAACUUCUGACAAAAGUUCCUGUGACUUCCUUUCAAAAUAAAAGACACAUGUGAUCAUCUCUAUGCAGCAAAAGUAGCAGCAGCAAGUGUAAUGUCAGCAGUAAUUAAAUAAAAAUACAGAUAAUUUUACUGUUGUUGGUGCAUAAAAUGUAAAUUUAACAAACCAAAAUGAAAUCUGAGCUAUUUAACCAGGUGAUUAACGUCCAUUGAUUUUCUUUAGGACAGUUCGACUCGUGGUACUGUCCUUCAACUUUUUAUGAGUUAAAGUUUGAGUUUGCUUAUUUUUCCUUUACUACUUUCUCACUUCUUACUUUACAGUUGCUUUUUAACAUGUAGAGACUUUUUUUUUUUUUCUCUAACCAGAGAGCCUCAAUGGAGGAGUAAAAGAGCCACAUGUGGCUCCGGAGCUGCCGGAGACACUUUUAAUUGCAAAUUAUUUUAUAUCAAGAAAAAAGAAAAAAAAACAGUAAAGUUUAGGAUAAGAUAAAGAAACAGCAGAAAAUGACCUCAAAGCAGAUGUUGGUCUCUAUCUUUGACUUCUUGUACUUGUGUAACCUCUUUCCUGCUGGCAUUCAGAUUAUGUUGUUGGUUUUCAUCCACUUCUGAGUUGUUUUUGAAAUCUGCAGUCUGUUCUGAUCCUGAAUCACUCAAGGAACCUCUGAAACGAGAACAGCCCUGAUGAGGAGACUCGUCGGCUGAACGUUCCUCAGGUCUGGAUGGAGGUUCAGUUUAGCGUUGGGCGGCAUGAAAACCAAGAACAUUGGUCCUCAAAAGAAUAGCUGCUCAAACGUCUGUGUGUAGUUCACUUCCUGUCAGAAGAAAGAGGAGGGGCCAAGGUGGCAGCACCCCUCCCCCUCCCUCCUCUCCAGCUUUCCAUUCGUCGUCACUCUGGAAUGAACUCAGGCUGCAGAGCGGCGAGAACUGAAGGCUGAAAACAGACAGUGGAGGAUGUGAAGAACGAAGGAGAAGAGCGCCGUGAGAAGGUCGCUGACAGCUGUCAAUCACUUGAUCUGAACCAUUCAGAAGACAGACGAAGGGAGGGCUGAUGGACAGGAAGCCUGCGCUUCGGCUCAAAGAAAUCCAUCUCUUGGUCGGGAGAGGCAGCCAUGCUGGGAUCUGUUAAAGGACCGACAGGAAGCCAGAAUAUGCUGCACUUCCUGUUGGGUGUGUUCCUGGUGUGGCCUGAAGGGGGUGUUGUUACCUUGGAGCUGCUUCCUUCAGCCUCACAAGUUCUGCUCGAACCAAACUCCAAUUUUUCUGUGGUAUGCUCCGGGUGGAGUCCGGUGUCAUGGCUGCUGCCUCAGCACUCCAACACCAGCAGGGUCCUCGUGGAGACCAGAGACUCCAGCAGCACUCUGCAGCUUUUCAACAUCACCUGGAGGGAUUCUGGGCAGUACAUCUGUAAGGAGGAGUCAGCUGAUCAGAGCCGCCAUGUCAACAUCUUCAUCCCUGGGGAGGGUACUGCUGAAUGGUUCGUUCCAUUGAGUUCAGGGGUGGUAAUGAAAGAGGAGGAGGAGGAGGCAACCAUUCCCUGUGUGGUGUCUGACCCUCAGCUCAAUGUGUCGCUGUAUGAGCGUCCCAGCAGGACGCUGGUCCAGGGGAUCAUGUACCAUCCAGCUCUGGGCUUCACAGGAAACCUAACUGACACGUCAUACAUGUGCUUGGCCUCCCGUGGAGAUGAAGAAAGAGAGUCACAGGUGUACUAUGUUUUCAUCGUCGUAGCUCCUAAGAGGAUGCAAGUGGAGCUGUGGGCAUCCAGCAGUGUGCUGAAGCAGGGGGAGGUCCUCACCAUCAACUGCACCACCAACUAUGAAAUGGUAUUUUUCACAUGGACCUUCCCGCGCAGACAGGAGGUGGAGCCUCUGAUGGAGUUUCUACCCAACCAAUCCCGCACCUUCAUCAAUAUCACCGCAGCAACUGCAGCAGAUUCAGGUGUGUAUAUGUGCACAGUGGAGGAACCAGUGCACGGGAAAAGGGCGGGAAAAAACAUCAGUGUGCAAGUGCUGGAGCGAGGUUAUGUCUAUCUAUGGCCAGUGAGCGGCGCUAACGUGUCAGCUCUGCAACAUCACAUGGUAGAGUUGACGGUGGAGGUUAAUGCCCUCCCCACCCCCACCAUCACCUGGACCAGAAACAACCUGACCAUCACUGAGGAAACAGCCUCCGUUUCCAACCGUCACUUGACAGGAA